CGUCAUUUUCAGCGACUUUGUCGUCUUGAAGAACAGUUAGCUUCGAUCCAGUACUUCAGAGAUUUAGUAAAUGAAAACUUUGCUUCGAUCUCUUCGACUGACGAUACUUCACAGCAGCAACAGCAGCCUCUUUCAGGCUCUAUGGCACAAAAUAGCGAAGCUGAGAGGUCAAUGGAAGACGCUUCUGUGACGUCUGGGGGUGAUCCUAUUCCAUGCGACACACAAAAUCAUUUAAGGCUACAAAAGCUUGGAUGCAAUCCCUUAAAACCGAAGAAUCCACUUAAGAGGACAUCUUUCUCCGCGUUCCUUUACGAAAAAGCCCCUAUUCAUGAUUUAACCCAACCUGAAAGCUCUUUCCAGUAA
This is a messenger RNA of Protopolystoma xenopodis, 363 nucleotides long. The record is from the annotation of a GenBank genome assembly. NCBI's taxonomy places the organism in Eukaryota, Metazoa, Platyhelminthes, Monogenea, Polystomatidea, Polystomatidae.